Gongylonema pulchrum is the source of this 213-nucleotide messenger RNA. NCBI's taxonomy places the organism in Eukaryota, Metazoa, Nematoda, Chromadorea, Rhabditida, Gongylonematidae. The record is from the annotation of a GenBank genome assembly.
AUGUGGCUCGAUCCAGCUUUGGAUUACUCGUGGAUGCAUCCUUGCAAGUACAAUCUUUCGUUGAACAGCGUCUUGCUGGAGAGGCUUUGGACACCGAAUUCAUGUUUUGUUAAUUCCAAAACUGCCGAUAUCCAUCGCAGUCCUUUCCCAAAUAUCUUCCUUAUGAUUUAUGCAAAUGGCUCGGUGUGGACGAAUUAUAGGCUCAAAUUACAA